Messenger RNA from Nerophis lumbriciformis (worm pipefish), 1398 nucleotides. The record is from RefSeq and is a predicted model, not a curated record. NCBI's taxonomy places the organism in Eukaryota, Metazoa, Chordata, Actinopteri, Syngnathiformes, Syngnathidae.
AUGGAUUCACAUGAGGCUCUGCUUUUUCUGCUAGUGAGUGCAUACACACUUCAAGUUUCUAUGCAAGGGCCAGAUGAGAGCAGACUGUACCAUGAUCUCUUCUCUCGCUAUCAAAAACUGGAGAGACCUGUCUUAGAUGAGUCUCAAAUCCUCAACGUGGAAGUCGGUAUCCACCUCAACACGAUAAUGGAUCUGGACGAGAAGAACCAGGCGUUGAAAACAAAUAUUUGGAUGCACAUGAACUGGAAAGACUAUAAACUACAGUGGAACGAAUCUGACUAUAACGGAUUGGACAAGAUCCGAGUUCCCGAUGAUCUCCUUUGGAAGCCAGAUAUUCUACUAUAUAACAGUGCAGAUGAAAAUUUUGAUCCUACUUCCCAUACCAAAAUUGUGGUUGACUCCUCAGGCAGCUGUUUGUAUAUACCUCCAGCAAUCAUCAAAAGCACCUGCAAUAUCGAUGUCCGCUGGUUCCCUUUUGACGUCCAGAAAUGUGACCUCAAAUUUGGCUCCUGGACCUAUGGGGGCUCGACUCUGGACUUAUCAAUAAAAAAGGCAGAAAUCAGUGAAUAUAUUCCCAAUGUAGAGUGGGACCUUGUUGCGGUUUCAGGAAAUAAGCAUACCAUAUAUUAUGAGUGCUGUCCAGAUGAGCCCUAUUAUGACAUCACGUUUACCAUAGUGAUGCGCAGACGUACUCUCUUUUAUGCACUCAACCUGCUCAUCCCCUGUAUCGUGAUCUCCAUUCUGUCCCUGUUUGUCUUCCUUUUGCCUGCUGACUCUGGAGAGAAGAUUUCACUGGCGAUCACAGUCCUUCUCUCCUUAGUAGUCCUUAUGCUGAUGCUCUCAGAGAUAAUGCCUGCCUCUUCAGACUCUGCACCUCUACUAUCUCUGUACAUUGUGAUAACCAUGGUCAUUGUUGCGCUCUCUGUGAUUUCCACGGUCGUGGUCUUGCAAUUUCACCACCAUGACCCUAAUGGUGCAGGGAUGCCAAAGUGGGUCCGAAUUUUCCUCUUCAAUUGGUGUGCCUGGUUUCUGCGAAUGAAGCGUCCAGGUCAGGACAAAGGGCAGAGCAGUCCCACCAGCAUGGAUCCCAAAGCCAGACUGGAGAGCGUUCACCCAGCCUCAUCUGAUUCUGGAAAAGCUGGUGAGGGUGAGGUUUUACUCACCAAAGUUCCGAGCUCCAAAGUCAGCAGCUUUGAACCGGAGCUUGCCAAUAUCCUUAGUGAAGUGCACUAUAUUGCCAAAUGCUUCCAUGACCAGCAAAAGGGAGGGAACACAGGCAGUGAUUGGAAAUUUGGAGCUGCUGUAAUUGAUCGUCUUUGUUUUGUGAUUUUCUUUGUAUUCAUAUUUCUGUGCACCUUUGGAAUUCUUAUGUCAGUACCAAACGCCAAAGCUGCUUAG